Messenger RNA from Phodopus roborovskii (desert hamster), 1599 nucleotides. RefSeq names its product caveolin 2 (gene Cav2). Gene Ontology annotation, cellular component: perinuclear region of cytoplasm; Golgi apparatus; cytoplasmic vesicle. Gene Ontology annotation, molecular function: molecular adaptor activity; protein kinase binding. Gene Ontology annotation, biological process: negative regulation of endothelial cell proliferation; insulin receptor signaling pathway; positive regulation of MAPK cascade. The record is from RefSeq and is a predicted model, not a curated record. The coding region runs from base 64 to 552 and encodes 162 amino acids. NCBI's taxonomy places the organism in Eukaryota, Metazoa, Chordata, Mammalia, Rodentia, Cricetidae. The transcript has 3 exons.
CGGGGCGGGGCGCCACGGGAACGGAACCGACCGACCCGAGCAGCUCUCGCAGUGCCAGCCACGAUGGGGCUGGAGACCGAGAAGGCCGAUGUGCAGCUCUUCAUGGCUGAGGACGCCUACAGCCAUCACAGUGGUGUCGAAUACGCAGAUCCUGAGAAGUAUGUGGACUCAAGUCAUGACCGGGAUCCUCAUCGGCUCAACUCGCACCUGAAGCUAGGGUUCGAGGAUCUGAUUGCAGAACCUGAGACUACACACUCCUUUGACAAAGUGUGGAUCUGCAGCCAUGCCCUCUUUGAAAUCAGCAAAUAUGUGAUCUACAAGUUCCUGACGGUGUUUCUGGCCAUCCCCUUGGCCUUCGUGACAGGGAUCCUGUUUGCUACCCUCAGCUGUCUUCACAUCUGGAUCCUAAUGCCUUUUGUGAAGACCUGCCUGAUGGUCCUGCCUUCGGUGCAGACAAUAUGGAAGAGUGUGAUGGAUGUUGUCAUUGGCCCACUGUGUACAAGUGUAGGACGCUGUUUCUCAUCUGUCAGCAUGCAACUGAGCCGCGACUGAUGACUGAGACCCCAGGCAGGUCCAGAUAGUUGGAUACUUUACUACUGAAGUACUGCUGUUCUGUUCACUUCCCAAUUGUUAUAAUCAAGAAGACUGCCAAGAUGGGACCCAUGUUCAUAAAUAAACGCUCACUGAUGGAUCUUAACAAAUAAUGAUUUCCCAGCUAAAAGCCAAGGAUUCCAUAUCUAAUUUUAUAACAAGUGUUGACACCACUCAGUGUAAGAACAGAUAAGUUUUGCUUUAGUAGAAAACAUAUAUUUCUUCAAAUACUACAGUAAUUUUGUGCAUAACUGCUCAUAAAAGUAUGGGAUUUCUUGUUUUCUUUUACUCUAGGAGUAAUGAUUUUAAAAUUACUUUUAUGGAUAGCGUCAUAAGGCUAGAGAGGUAAUAUAUACAAACAUUCUAGAAACAUCAUGUAGUAACAAACUCAUAUACUUAUGUAACUAUCAAACAUAAUAAGACAAAUAAAUGUGAAAACAUGUUCCUCUGAGACAUUAUUAGCCUGCAAUCAUAUUUAACAAGAUGUUUCAUUUUGCUGUAUGUUUUGUACCUAAUGCAAGUGUUACUCUAAUCCAAUUGUUUUUAAUACAUCUGUCAUCUUAUUGAUCUCCUAUAUAAAUUAAGCAUAGGUAUCACAGAGUAAAUUUCUUUGUAAUAUUAGACUGCCACAUGUGAGAACUUUUGCAGCUUCUUUGGAAUUCAGUGUAAAAUGAGCUGUCUAGGUUUCCUCUCUAAGUUUCCCAGCAAAUGUUUUAUGACUGGGGUUUAUCUGGCUGUGACCGUAAGACAUGCACUUGCUAUUGUUUACUGAACUUUUUUUUUCUCCCGUAUAGUUAGAAGCUUAACCUGUAUUCUACAUUCCUAUGAAUGCUUCAAUUACUUUCAAGUAAUCCUGGUGCUAGUUAAUAAUAUUUUUUAUAAUGAACUAACUAACAUCUAAGUACAAUUUUUACUACAGUGGCUCAUGUAGAGAAACAUAGGAGAAUUGAGUGUUUAUAAUACUAAAACACAUGUACAAAUUAAAAGCUAACAGUUACAAUUCUUCAA